GCUCGGGAGUUGGUUCCUUGCAGUUGCGCCUCUCUCUCUCUCUCUCUCUCUCUCUCUCUCUCUCUCUCUUUAGGGGCAAUGGAUCGUGUCCAUCUUCUAUUGCUAGGAUUACCUCUCUUCCUCUUGUGCACUGAUCUCAUCAACCUCUUUACUCCGCCUCCUAAACCUUUUCCUCACCACCACCACCACCAUCACCACCAUAAACCUACUCCACCACCGGUUUCCCAUGAAACCCUAGAAACUCCGGCGCAGGAUCAAGUUGUUGGAGGCAUUGGUCUCGGCAAUACGGUAAAGAUCGACUUUUGCUCUUCCUGUUCUUACAGGGGGACUGCGGUGACAAUGAAAAAGAUGUUGGAAACCCAGUUUCCUGGAAUUGAUGUUUUGUUGGCAAAUUAUCCCCCGUCACUACCCAAGCGCCUGUUGGCCAAGUUGGUGCCGGUAGUUCAGAUAGGAGUUAUUGCAAUUGUGAUGGCUGGUGAGCAGAUUUUUCCAAUGCUGGGCCUCAUGGCACCACCUCCUUGGUAUUAUUCUUUGCGUGCAAAUAAAUUUGGGACAAUGGCAUCUACUUGGCUACUUGGUAACGCACUGCAAUCCUUCCUCCAAAGCUCUGGAGCUUUUGAAGUUUACUGCAAUGAUGAAUUGGUUUUCUCUAAACUGAAGGAGGGGAGAUUUCCUGGAGAGAUUGAAUUAAAAGAUCUUGUUGGCAAAAGGUUGGCUAAUUCUGGAUUUGCAGAUAUGCUGAUGCAGUAAGUAUAUGGAGGCUUGAGACUGUCGUUAUGACAGUUGCGAUUCAGGCUGCUCUACACUGGGUAGAAUGUCUGGGGCAGGGUUGCUUUUGGUGCAUGUAAAUUUGAACUUGCAUGUGUCUGUCACCUAUAUGAACAUUGUUGAGAACUGAAUUGCGGGUUUCAGCCUCAAUGCAGCUAUCCAUCUAAAUUACAUGUAUGGCACUGUGAAUUUGAGAA
Hevea brasiliensis (rubber tree) is the source of this 965-nucleotide messenger RNA. Its product is annotated as selT-like protein. NCBI's taxonomy places the organism in Eukaryota, Viridiplantae, Streptophyta, Magnoliopsida, Malpighiales, Euphorbiaceae. The coding region runs from base 79 to 750 and encodes 223 amino acids. Gene Ontology annotation, biological process: cell redox homeostasis. The record is from RefSeq and is a predicted model, not a curated record. Gene Ontology annotation, cellular component: endoplasmic reticulum membrane. The transcript has 4 exons. Gene Ontology annotation, molecular function: thioredoxin-disulfide reductase (NADPH) activity.